AUGGAAGGCUCCAGUUUUGUUCAAGUGAAAUCCUCUUUUGUCGGUCGGCGCGAAGGCUGCAGUACUGAAAUGGAACGCUUUUCGGCAUACUUUGCCAUUUCACCUUGGCUCGUGUACAUCGCGUCCUUGCGACGCCUCCCAUCGCGACUCAUGACAUGCAGCUUCGGUCGGUUCCGCCAAAAGUCGCGUUGGGAUGAGCACAAGACAGUCGUGAAGCAUCACCGCAUCAGCUGA
Molecule: messenger RNA, 234 nt
Organism: Protopolystoma xenopodis
Lineage: Eukaryota; Metazoa; Platyhelminthes; Monogenea; Polystomatidea; Polystomatidae
Source: the annotation of a GenBank genome assembly